This is a messenger RNA of Pollicipes pollicipes, 1235 nucleotides long. RefSeq names its product DNA-(apurinic or apyrimidinic site) endonuclease 2. The transcript has 8 exons. Gene Ontology annotation, molecular function: double-stranded DNA 3'-5' DNA exonuclease activity; phosphoric diester hydrolase activity; DNA-(apurinic or apyrimidinic site) endonuclease activity. Gene Ontology annotation, cellular component: nucleus. NCBI's taxonomy places the organism in Eukaryota, Metazoa, Arthropoda, Thecostraca, Pollicipedomorpha, Pollicipedidae. Gene Ontology annotation, biological process: base-excision repair. The coding region runs from base 24 to 1235 and encodes 403 amino acids. The record is from RefSeq and is a predicted model, not a curated record.
CACGUGCUGGGCGACUUCCAGCCAUGUUUCGUGUCACGACAUGGAACAUCAAUGGCCUCCGCACGGCAAAAUGCUUGAAGUCUACGCUAGAUGAUCUGGACUCAGAUAUCAUAUGCCUGCAGGAAACUAAGAUAACCCGUGAAAUGCUGACGGAACCUCUCGCCAUUGUGCCAGGCUAUUCUUCAUACUUCGACUUUUCACAGCGUCGCAGCGGAUACUCGGGUGUUGCCACCUACUGCCGGGACUCGGCCACGCCCCUGGGCGCCGAGACGGGACUGGCCGGGUCCCGGGCGGCGGCCGACGGCGGCGGCCGGGUGGGCGGCUACGACGCCAUCGCCGCCGAGCUGGACCCGACGGAGAGGGCCGAAAUCGACGCCGAGGGACGCUGCGUUGUCACCCUGCACAGAUUGCACUGUCAGUGUGUCGCAGUCGGCGCCGAGUGCCAGCUGGCGGUGAUCAACGUGUACUGCCCGCGGGUGGACCCGGACCGGCCUGAGCGGCUCGCCUAUAAGAUGCGCUUCUACCGCGCGCUGCGGCUGCGCGCGGCGGCGCUGCGGGCGGCCGGACACCACGUGAUGGUGGUGGGAGAUCUGAACUGCAGCCACCGGCCAGUCGACUCCUGCGAUCCCGGCGACCUGACGGAGUUUCGGUCGAGCCCGAGCCGCCAGUUCCUGGACGGCUGGCUGUGCGACCCGAGUCCGGCCGGCGGUGGGCCGGAGCCGGAGCCGGACGACGAUCGCCUGGUGGACGCCUUCCGGCUGCUGCAUCCGACCGCCGUUGACGUCUACACCUGCUGGAACACGCGCCAGAACGCGCGCCAGCUCAACUUCGGCACGCGCAUCGACUACGUGCUGAGCGACCGGGCGCUGGCCAGUCAGCUGCGGAGCUGUGACGUGCUAGCGCAUGUGCUCGGCAGCGACCACUGCCCGGUGCGGGCCGCGGCCACCCUCCUCGCCUUCCUCCGGCCGAAGGAGGGCGUCGCCGGCGCCCCGACGGCGUCCUCGCGGGGCGAGCUCGGAGCGGCGGUGAACGCUGCUGACAGCCAGAACGGAGAGCCGUCGGCCGUCACGCCACCGGAGCCGGCGGAGGGUGCACGGGACCCUUGCGUGCAGCGCACGGUCAGGAAGGCCGGCCCCAACCUGGGCAAGCUGUUCUGGUGCUGCGCCCGCGGUGUCGGCAAGCCGGGCGACCCGGCGGCCAACUGCGGGCACUUCGAGUGGCUGCAGCGCAAGUGA